AUCAUUUUCAUUGAGAAAAAUACUUACAAAUUUGCAUUUGCAAAUAUCAGUGUCUAAACUGUUCAGAGAGAGCGAAGGUAGAGAUGUCAUCGGUAGUGGGGUUUGCUUCUCAGGAAAGCAAUAGUUCAGAAGACGGAAACGAACAGCUCGAUUUGCUUAAUAUUCCGGAUCCAACGGUUACGAAUCUUCUCUCAUUUCCAAUUCAGGCCUUUCUGAAAGCGGCGGUUUCCCUCAAAGACCAGGUGGUACAAGUCACGUGGGAAGGAUGGUGUGAAGAACAGGGGAGUAGUACGGACCCAACCGCAUUCACGGGUUUGCUCGGGACAGCUUUCACAUGCUUGCGGUCCUACGAGGCCACCAGUAGUCAGCGGGAUUUGCUAUUGUGCGCCGAGGUCGUCGACAUUUGUGCUUCCAUUGCACGCAACUCCACCAGACACGUGACAUUUUUGUGCGGUAAAGGAGGAGUAUAUGCGCUUGGUGCAGUGGUAGCUAAUCUGAAGGGGGACCAUCAGAAGCGUGACCUGUUUCUGGAUCUCUUCCUUGAG
Camellia sinensis is the source of this 545-nucleotide messenger RNA. The record is from RefSeq and is a predicted model, not a curated record. Lineage: Eukaryota; Viridiplantae; Streptophyta; Magnoliopsida; Ericales; Theaceae.